UACUGAUCACAGUUGACGCGGUGCGUUGGAUGAUGUGCAUCAAUUGAUCAGUAUAUUCCUAUUUAUUUUCAUAAUUUAAAUAUUCCAUUUAUCAUGUUCGAUCAGUCGAAGCUUUUGAAAGAUGCCUUUCAUAUUCUUAAGAUAAAAGACACAGGUGCAAUCAUUUUCCAUAAAAAUGCAGUUAAAGUGAAAGUUGAUAAUGGAGAACUGAAUUGCUUUAUUCCUGUAGCAGAAUACAUUGGACGUUUGUCAUCUAGAAAGGGAUUUGUUGGCAUUACAAAGGAAGAAAAUGCUAGCAUAUAUCAAUGGCUUGAAUAUUGCUUAUUGCAUUCUAAUCUCAAAGAAACUAAAGAAAUGCUUGAUGAACUGAACACUAUUUUAACUGGUAAAACAUAUUUUGUCAACAACCGGUUCACGAUUGCAGAUUUAAUACUGUAUUUGAGUCUACACAGUAUUUAUUCCUGCAUGACUUUCCAAGACAAAGAAACUUACAAUCACCUUUCUAGAUGGUUUAGACUGAUUCAAAAAGAAGCUGAUGCUAGUGAAUUGUAUCCAAAGAUAGUUUUCUGCAAAACUAGUCUGUACAGUUGAAUGCAUAUACUAUUUAUUUAUUUAAAAAUCAGUUUUUUUUUUUUUUUUCUUUUUCUUUUUUUAACUGUGACAUACCUGGAAAAAAAUAAAAAUCUUUUA
Molecule: messenger RNA, 690 nt
Organism: Uloborus diversus
Lineage: Eukaryota; Metazoa; Arthropoda; Arachnida; Araneae; Uloboridae
Product: eukaryotic translation elongation factor 1 epsilon-1-like
Exons: 6
Coding region: 94-591 (165 amino acids)
Biological process (GO): positive regulation of DNA damage response, signal transduction by p53 class mediator
Cellular component (GO): cytoplasm; nucleus; aminoacyl-tRNA synthetase multienzyme complex
Source: RefSeq, a predicted model, not a curated record